This is a messenger RNA of Trematomus bernacchii (emerald rockcod), 579 nucleotides long. RefSeq names its product interleukin-1 receptor-associated kinase 1-like. Gene Ontology annotation, biological process: protein phosphorylation. The record is from RefSeq and is a predicted model, not a curated record. NCBI's taxonomy places the organism in Eukaryota, Metazoa, Chordata, Actinopteri, Perciformes, Nototheniidae. Gene Ontology annotation, molecular function: protein kinase activity.
UGAUAUAUAAAUGGUUCUUUAAAGCCUCCUGAGGUCCCUGCAGGAUCAGACCGCCGUGCGAUUGGCUGAGAGGAAAGAGAGGCGGACCGACUGGGUGAUGGACCCAAUGGGGGAACCACCACGCUCGCCUCGGGCAGCUGCUCGACCUAUUAGAGCGCCAGCAGCUGCUCCGCCCCCGUGAUGUCAUCAUGCACUGGGCAUCCAGUCUAAAGCCUUCCUCUCCGUCUUCCUCCUCUUCCUCCUGUUGCUCCUCCCACCCAACCCAAGGCUCCUCCCAUCCACUCAGAAGCUCCUCCCCCUAUGACCACCUUCAGACUCACCUCCACAGUGGAUAAAGGAGGAGGAAGACCCCUCCCCAGACCAGGCGCACCCCCCCUCAACCUGAAGUCUGUCCUGCACCAGGACACCCUGAUGGACUGGGCUCUGCUGAAGGAGAGCUUUCAGACUGAAGUGGACAAACUGUCAAAGUUCCGGCACUCCACCAUCGUGGAGCUGCUGGGCUUCAGUGAGGGAGGAGGAGCCGUCUGUCUGAUAUUCAGCUACAUGGAGAACAGAUUCUUGGAGGACCAGCUGCACAAC